AAUCGUAUUUACGAGAAACGAGUUAUGGGUGAUGCUUGGCGAAGACAGAGUAUUGGAUGAAGAGUGGCCUCGGAAUGAGCUGUCUCGAGGUAUAUAGAAAGGAGAUCUUCUCACUCUCAUCCUUGAGCUCAACUCAAGAAUAACCUUUGAACUUUAUAUUGCGAUGAACCAUCAAGUAACUAAUACCGUUUUCUCAUUUUUCGCAUUUUUAUCCUCCUUGUUUUCUGUUGCGGCUGAUAAUACCUUGCCCAUACCAAAACGGUUCAUCACUAGGCAUAAUGACAAUGGAAACGCGAUAUUUGACACGCGAUUCAACGAUGAGUUACCCGAGACUGUCCUCUCGGCACACGUCUUCUACCUCGGUUACGUCAUUCAAGGGUUUCCAGUUGAUCUCGAAGACAAUACAGACAUAGAGACAUACGGGAACUACAUCACCAACUCUCCAGGACUUAUUGUCCCCGGCGGUUCGGUGCUCCGAUUUGUUGACCUCCCACCCGGCAGAUCAGCCAUGCAUCGGACACUGAGUAUAGACUACGGUAUCGUGAUUGAGGGUGAGACGAAGUUGGUGCUCGACUCGGGGGAGAGUCGUGUGAUGAAGCGAGGUGAUGUAGUCGUCCAACGUGGGACAAAGCACCAAUGGGUCAACACAGAUGAGGAGAAAUGGGCUUAAAUGGUGUUUGUUCUUUAGGAGAGUAAGUAGCUGAUAGUGAAAGGGGUUAAGUUGGAGGAAGAUCUGGGGAGCUUGGGUGAUGAGUUGAGACCGUCCAUCUAAAAUAGACUUGACUUGAUGGAUUCAGUUUCGAGGAUGAUAAAGCAAGUGGAGAUAGAAGGUAAAGGGGUACAUCUUGAGAUCAUCAACACUAAGCGAUAAGGGUCC
Molecule: messenger RNA, 877 nt
Organism: Fusarium redolens
Lineage: Eukaryota; Fungi; Ascomycota; Sordariomycetes; Hypocreales; Nectriaceae
Exons: 2
Coding region: 164-670 (168 amino acids)
Source: RefSeq, a predicted model, not a curated record